Messenger RNA from Clupea harengus (Atlantic herring), 3083 nucleotides. RefSeq names its product putative mediator of RNA polymerase II transcription subunit 12. Lineage: Eukaryota; Metazoa; Chordata; Actinopteri; Clupeiformes; Clupeidae. The record is from RefSeq and is a predicted model, not a curated record. The coding region runs from base 426 to 3083 and encodes 885 amino acids. The transcript has 25 exons.
CCAGCGAAACAUAUUUGCGUUUAUCAAAUGAACUUUCUUGAAUUUAAGGAUUUGGAGUGUAUUUUAGACGUUGGAUGUUGCUUUUAAAAUUUUCAGAUAUUGUGAGCCUGAAGUAUAUCGGAUUUUUGUGGUCAAGAACACUGAUCAAGUAGUGGGCUAGUCUCCAAGGUGUGAUUCUCUGAUUGCAGUGCUUUUCAUAUCUCUGUCCCUUUUAAGGCUGGAUUCAAGAGAAUUCUUGUGAAGUUUUUGGGUUAUGACUUUUGACAAAGCCACAAACAGGUCCUAUAUGCUUGUGUCUUGCUUUGAUUCGUCUCACAGAAGCUGACAGUUAAAGACCUUGAUCUUGGAAUACUGCGUUGUUUUCUCUGGACAUAUGGGCUGCAUACUGCAGGUUCGUGUGAGACAGAUAGAAAGAACUAGAAGAAAUGGAGGCAAGCGGAGCGAGGGACAGAUGGGCUGAGAAAGAAAGUAAAAGAGAAAUCAGGAUGUUUAACUGGGUGGUGAAAGUGGUUCCACAGCCGCCUGAGUCUGAAGAGCCGGACAAGAGUUCGUCUAAAGAUGCCAAGAAAACGGCCCUGAAACCCAUUGAUGAGGACCAUCAAUCACUUGAUAGCAGCGGUGCACCCAAUGGGGUCCUGACCUGGCUGUCCAAUGGCUUUGUCAGCGCUCUGCCCCAACCGGCCGGGAGUCUUCAACCCAACAGAGCUAACUCUGAUGUCAAGUCAAUUGCCCCAGAGGAUGAUCCAAGGCAAGGUGGGGUGAUCAGCUGGAUCUCCCAGGGACUGGGCAAGGUAGUGCCACAGCCAGACGACAAGUACAAGGAGGGACGAACUGAUGAUGUGACAGAGGUAUAUGAGGCAAAAGACCUGCCAGAUGCUGAGCCGCUGCCACACAUACCAGUUGUGGAGCUUUUUUCUGAUGAAGAAUCCGAAGCUGACAGUAUCCCAAUUCAAUUCCCUCCCAAAGUGAUUGACUGGUUAAAGAACAGUGUUGAGAAUGCCAUACCUCAGCACCGGCCAGGCUACUCGGAGCCUUCCUCGAGAAGGACAACCCCCUGUUCUGAAAAAGGUACAGCGGCAGAGUCACACCUGCUGGCUCACAGGCUAUUCUCCACUCCACAGGGCCUGAGCUUUAUUUGGGGAGUUUAUUCACCACCUCCGGAGUCCCUCACCAGCGCAAAUGACGAGGACACAAAAAACUCAAAUGUGGUGGGCUGGAUUAUUCAUGGUCUGGGCCGUAUGAUGCCGCAGCCGGCGUUGAAAGGAAGCGAUGAUUCCGGAGAGAAUGGUGGCAUUGUGGUACAAAAUGCUUGGAGUCCCCCGGCACAGGGAGUACGGUCAAAGGGUCAUACUCCGAAGAAGGCCUCCCACCACCCUGCACCAGCAGUCUCCUCUGCUCAUUCAGUAAGUGUAUCACAUUCUGCUCACCUAAACGCAGAGGAACGGUCUACGCAGCUGGGACAGUCCGAGGUCCUGGAGGUGCUUGAGGCAGUGGAGAUGGAGGAUGCAGAGACACAGACAGGGAGAUGGACCCCUUUCAUAGAGAACCUUAAGAGGGAGGCCGAGCAUGCAGCCGUCACUUCAAUGGAGGAACGUCUGCGUCAGGAGCGCCUUGAGACAGCACAGAUGGCCCAGGAGGUGGCUAGGGAGGCUGCUGAGAUGACCAUAAGGCAACUGGCAGGGGAGCAAGGGAUGAGACUGGCCAUGCCACCGCACAUCCCGGUGGAGGAUCUUGAUGAGGAGCUGGAGCCAGAGUUACAGGUGCUGCAGCAGGAGGAGAGUGAAGGGGCCACCUCACACAGUGUAAUCACAGAGUUACAGGUGCUGCAUCAGGAGGAGAGUGAAGGGGCCACCUCACACAGUGUAAUCACAGAGUUACAGGUGCUGCAGCAGGAGGAGAGUGAAGGGGCCACCUCACACAGUGUAAUCACAGAGUUACAGGUGCUGCAUCAGGAGGAGAGUGAAGGGGCCACCUCACACAGUGUAAUCACAGAGUUACAGGUGCUGCAGCAGGAGGAGAGUGAAGGGGCCACCUCACACAGUGUAAUCACAGAGUUACAGGUGCUGCCGCAGGAGGAGAGUGAAGGGGCCACCUCACACAGUGUAAUCACAGAGUUACAAGUGCUGCAGCAGGAGGAGAGUGAGGUGGAGAUCACACAGAAUGUGUUCACAGAGUGCCAGGAAGUGUGCUAUGUUGAAGAAUUUCAACAAGUGGAAGAAGAGCUGGUAGAGCCAGCUGCAGAACAGGCCGUGGACGUUGUAUCACGCAGUUGCCAGCCCUCACCUCUGCAGGAGGAGCUAGAGCCGGUGAAAGAGCUACAGGAGGAGGAGGAAGAGGAGGAGGAGGAGGAGGAGGAGGCUUCACCUCCCAUACAGGAAGUCCCCUCACCUGUAAAAGCACCGUCACCCGGGAGAUCCCCAUCGCCUGAGCAGGAGCCUGAACCGGAGCAGGAGCAGGAGCAGGAGCAGGAGCAGGAGCAGGAGAAGGAGAGCAGAGAGCAGGCAGCGGAGUCUACCCCUGUUACAGAGCAGCCACAGGCAGCCACCUCCUCUUCUGACACCCCCACACAGGAGGAAGGAGCCGUGGCAGAAGAGGAAAUUGGUGUGUCCCCCCGCUGUAAUGUACUGAAGAGCUGUCUCAUGCACAUCCCUCACGCGCCCCAGUGUAUCAGCAGAGUGGAACAGCUGAUGCAGGAGAACAACAUCACUCCUCCUACACUGCCCCAGAUGCCUCAGAUGCCCAACUCCCUGUCUCAGCUACAGCAACAGAUAACAAAGCAGUUUCCUGUGACGCAGCAGUUCUGUGAGCUCCCACAGCAGCUGUCCCAGCGGCUCUCUCAGGGACUACCCCAGGGACUACCCCAGCAGUUCUCCCAGCAGUUCUCUCAGCUCACCCAAAGGUUCUCCAACCUGCCUCAGCAGUUACCUCAUUUAUCACAGCAGUUCCCCACUCCGCCGCCACAGCUGUCAAGUAUAUCCCAGAAAUUAUCCAGCCUGCCGGAGCAGGCCUCUUCCAUGUCACAACGUGCCCAGCAGUACUACUCAAACGUGGCCAACCGCCUCAACAGCCUUAAGCCCCAGUAG